Messenger RNA from Diuraphis noxia (Russian wheat aphid), 1483 nucleotides. RefSeq names its product putative pyruvate dehydrogenase E1 component subunit alpha, mitochondrial. The record is from RefSeq and is a predicted model, not a curated record. Lineage: Eukaryota; Metazoa; Arthropoda; Insecta; Hemiptera; Aphididae. Gene Ontology annotation, cellular component: intracellular membrane-bounded organelle. Gene Ontology annotation, molecular function: pyruvate dehydrogenase (acetyl-transferring) activity. Gene Ontology annotation, biological process: pyruvate decarboxylation to acetyl-CoA.
UGUUAGCGCGUACAUUCCUUUUUUCACUGUUCGUAAUAUUUGUUUAAUAUUUUUUAUGUGUAAGUUUUCAGCGAAGUAAAUCAAAACGUCAACAAAAUGAACAGUUCGUCGGUUUUAAGAAAACACACUCUUAAGAAUGUGUUAUCUAUCUURGAGAGUCGUCUCUUUUCAAGCACACCAGAAGCCACUUUUGAAACUAAGCCAUUUAAGUUGCAUAAACUUGAAAAUGGUCCGAGUACAACUGUCACCUUGUCUUCAGAAGAUGCUAUUAAAUAUUAUAAACAAAUGCAAACUAUUCGACGAAUAGAAACAGCUGCAGGUAAUUUGUACAAGGAAAAAAUAGUUCGAGGUUUCUGUCAUCUCUACUCUGGACAGGAAGCAUGUGCAGUAGSAAUGAAAGCUAUGUUCCGUGACACAGAUUCAAUAAUUACUGCAUAUCGUGCUCACGGAUGGACAUAUCUUAUGGGUAUUGAACCUUUUAGUGUAUUAUCAGAAUUAACUGGGCGUAAAAGUGGAAAUGCUCGUGGUAAAGGAGGUUCUAUGCAUAUGUAUGCUAAAAACUUUUAUGGAGGCAAUGGCAUUGUUGGAGCUCAGGUACCUCUUGGUGCUGGCAUAGCACUUGCUGCUAAAUAUUUAGGGACUGGUGGUGUGUGUUUUACUUUAUAUGGUGAUGGAGCUGCUAAUCAAGGACAAGUAUUUGAGGCUUACAAUAUGUCGAAAUUGUGGGAUCUACCUUGUGUUUAUGUUUGUGAAAAUAAUGGCUAUGGUAUGGGAACUAGCUCUGAACGUGCAUCCGCUAGUGUAGCAUAUUAUACGCGAGGAGAUUAUAUUCCUGGUAUCUGGGUGGACGGUAUGGAUAUUUUGGCUGUCAGAGAAGCUGCUCGUUUUGCCAUAGAUUAUUGUUCUAGUGGUAAAGGACCACUAGUUUUAGAAACAGCAACUUACAGAUACUCUGGACACUCAAUGUCUGACCCAGGUACAUCUUAUAGAACUCGUGAUGAAAUUCAAGAAGUGCGACAAACAAGAGAUCCAAUAACAUCUUUCAAAGAAAAAAUCAUAGGAGCUAAUUUAGUUAAUAUUGAUGAAUUAAAGCAAAUUGAUAAAGAAAUUAAAGCUGAAAUAGACGAUGCUGUGAAGAGAGCAAAAGCAGAUACGGAAAUUCCAUUGUCUGAACUUGCAGGUGAUAUCUAUUCAAAACCUCUUGAGACCACAGUUAGAGGAGUAAGUCCGUUCGAAAAUUUGGAACACAUAAGAGUUGGACCAGCUGUAAAUUUAAAUUAAAAUUCAGAAUUUAUGUAUAAUCCUUAAAGUUCAAACUGCACAUUUACUAAAAUAUUAAGUCCAUUUAUUAUAUUCAUAAUUUUUUAUUAGUUAUGUUUGUGUAUGGAUUAGAUGCUCUAAAGCGCUUUAUUAUUCAGUUUUACAGUUACAAUUUUAGUACAAUGAAAAAAAAAUAUUUUUGUUGAAUGGUAAAAAUGUUAAA